Molecule: messenger RNA, 2754 nt
Organism: Trichobilharzia regenti
Lineage: Eukaryota; Metazoa; Platyhelminthes; Trematoda; Strigeidida; Schistosomatidae
Source: the annotation of a GenBank genome assembly
CAGGUCGCCCCCACGAUACUGGAUGAGCCCUCCAGUGACAGUAAUGGAAAGACUGCCGUGAAGAAGAGGCGUACUAGGGGUCGAAAACCUGCAGCCCCAGUCGCCCAGGGACUGGCGGAACAAGCCUCAUCCACACCGGUGAGCAGCAGACAGACGAACCCCACUAAGAUUAGCGAGGAGGACGCCAAUGAAUGGCGCACCGUAGUCUCUCGCAAAAAGCGAGAUAAGGAUAACACUUCGGCCACACCGCCCAAGAAGGAUAGAAACACACUUACGCCUCAGGGCAAGAAAGUCACGGAAAGCAAACCCGAUCUCUCUGACAGGUCUCUCAUUCUCCACAAAGUGGAGGAGUCACUGGCUCUCGACCCUAAGACCAGAUUCGAGCAUGACCUUAACUUGGUCAAGCCCCUUUUAGACAAGCUACUGCCACAAACAGUAUCAGGCAUUACUAUACACAGCGUAUACAGAAUAGGUCAAAAGCCUGACCCUACAGUAAGUGAACCUGUACGUCUCCUCAAAGUCGUACUAAACUCUAAAGCAGAGAGGGACGCUAUUCUAAGCAACUCUCAUAUUCUCAAAGGAUCAGGGAUAUAUGUCCGCGCUGACUUAAGCCUAGCAGACCGUGUCAAAAGACAGGCUGCGGCACUAGAAUUAAGUGAGCGACGCCGGAACGGUGAGAAGAACCUUAAGAUUAAGGGUUUUCGGGUUGUCCGAGUUCGCAGUUUAAUGAUCCCGAAACCUCUGUGGGUGGGCCGGGGAAGCACCAAUCUGAAUUAACAGUCUGCUACACAAACGCCCGCAGCCUGUUAAAUAAAAGGACUGAGCUGGCAAACAUGAUAGAAACCGGAAACCCGGAUGUAAUUAUUAUCACAGAGACAUGGCUCACACCCGAUGUCACUGACAACGAAGUUAACCUGCCAAACUUCGAAGUGCACAGGGUAGACCGACUAAACCGCAAAGGAGGGGGCGUAGUCAUCUACCUCAAGAAAGGCUUAACCGUGCGUAGUAUCGAAGCACUCGCCCACGAAAGUGAGUCGUGCGAACUUCUACGCUGCAGACUUAAAUGCAUAGGCCAAGACAUUGACCUCAUUGCUGUGUACCGCAGUCCUGACUGCAGUGCAGACGACUUCCUAAUAGAGAAGCUAGGCUCCUGGACUUCAAAAUGUCGAAGUCUCGUAGUCGGUGACUUCAACGCCCCAACAGUUGACUGGUCGAGCCUAACAACUCCAUCUUCAGUCAACUCCUUUGAUCAUAAACUGCUAGAAUCUAGUAUAUCGCUAGCCCUAGUCCAACAUAUCAUUAAGCCCACGCGCUAUGACUCACAGCACUCCUCGUCAACUCUGGACCUAGUGUUCUCACACGGUGAGGAUGUGGAUCUCAUACAACAUCUUCCUCCGUUAGGAAGAAGUGACCAUGCUGUGCUCACUUUCAAGUUCACAGCAACGGCAGCAAGGGCCAAAACCCCAGCUCGACCAAACGUUUGGAAAGCUGACAUAAAUGCGAUCGUCUCAGCAGCCAACUCAGUAAACUGGUACAUCAAUCCAGAGUCCCAAGUAGAAGCCGCAUGGAACCAAUUUAAGCAACUUUACGCCCAAGUAACUGUACCCUUCAUCCCUUGGUCUGUUCCAAAGGGUCGGAAACAUUCCCCCCCUUGGAUAAACCGGGAGAUUCGUAAGUUACUCAGACGUAAACGCAAAUGUUGGAACCUGUUUGCAACACUUGAGACUUCUGAGACCAGGGAAUUAUAUACUACUGCUAGAAAUAAAGCUAUCGCAGAAAUCCGCCAAUCAAGGAUGAAGUUCGAGACACACCUGGCCCAAAAUGCAAAGGCACAACCUAAGAAAAUUUUCUCGUACUUGAAUUUCAGGAAUAAAACACCCAAUGGUGUCCCAAACCUGAUUAUUGACAAAGAUACAAUCGAAGAAGAUCAAGAAAAAGCAGAAGCAAUGGCAAACUACUUCUCCCAAGUCUUCACUCAGGAGUCAUCACUGCCUAUAGGAUCAGCUCUGGCUGCAUCAGAAGAACAUGGGAUAGAUUCCGUUGACAUCGACCAAGGCAUCGUGCUCAACUUCUUAAUGAAACUAGAUGCAGGAAAAUCAAUGGGUCCUGACAGUCUUCAUCCAAGGCUUCUCAAGGAGCUAUCAGCCCACAUAGCCGGCCCCUUGACCACGAUCUUCAAGCUAUCUCUCCAAAAUGGAGUGUUGCCACGUGAUUGGAAAGACGCCAUAGUAACCCCCAUACACAAAGGAGGAUCAAGACAAAGCCCUUCAAAUUACAGGCCUAUCAGUCUCACCAGCACUUUAAUCAAGACACUGGAAAGAAUUAUCAAGAAAAGCAUCAUGGCUUAUCUGGAAAAUAGCAGCUUGUUAUCUGGAGCACAGCAUGGCUUCCGGAGGAACCUCUCAUGCCUGUCAAAUCUCCUGACUGCAAGAGAAAGCUGGGUCAAAUCAAAGGAUAACAGAAGACCCGUUGACGUCGUCUUCAUAGACUUCAGUAAAGCCUUUGAUAAAGUACCUCACAAAAGACUACUCAUGAAAUUGGAAAGUCUUGGUAUCAAAGGCUUUACUGAAGUCUAUGAAGACGACGUCAACGGGUCUUCUGUUAUCCUUUGAUUUGACCCAGCUUUCUCUUGCAGUCAGGAGAUUUGACAGGCAUGAGAGGUUCCUCCGGAAGCCAUGCUGUGCUCCAGAUAACAAGCUGCUAUUUUCCAGAUAAGCCAUGAUGCUUUUCUUGAUAAUUCUUUCCAGUGUCUUG